AUGCUUAAAGCGCGGAAGGUUCCUUUUGCAUUAAAAGACAAGAUUGAAGCUGAAUUGGACAGGCUGAUAGCGCAGGGUGUUUUAGAGCCAAUUACACACCCAAAAUGGUGCACCCCAAUUGUGACCGUUUGCAAAGAAAACGGAGAGGUUCGGAUCUGCGGCGAUUACAAAUCUACAUUGAACUUAGCGCUAAAUCCAGAACCUUAUCCAGUACCAGCGGUACAGAAUAUCUUAUCCACUCUCGCGGGCGGUAAAGUGUUUGCAAAACUAGACAUGGCGCAAGCAUAUCUGCAGUUAAGUGUCAACCGCGAAGCUGCGGAGACACAAACAAUUAUUACGCAUAAGGGAGCUUUUAAAUACAAUCGUUUACAGUUCGGUAUAUCCGUGGCUCCACAAAUUUUUCAAAAAUUAAUAGACACUAGAUUAACGGGUAUUUCGGGUGUACUACCGUAUUACGAUGACAUUUUAAUAGUAGGUCGCUCAGAAAUAGACUUAGACUCAAAAGUGCGCGCAGUAUUAUCGCGUUUCCAGGAAGACAUUUCCAGGCUGCAUUUGCGUAAGGAAAAGUGUGUUUUUCGAACAAAGACAAUAGAGUUUCUCGGGUUUCAAAUUAGUGAAUACGGGUUACGUCCCACUAAAGACAAAAUCGCGGCCAUCACAAAUGCGCCUGCUCCGACUAAUAAAACCGAAUUACAAGCCUUUCUUGGACUUUUAAAUUUUUAUCAUGCUUUCCUAAAAGACAAGGCAACUAUUGCAAAUCCGUUACAUGCACUGCUCCGAAAGAACGUUCCUUGGCAGUGGCGUUUCAAGGAACAAAAAGCUUUUGACUUAUUAAAAGACAUUUUGGCAAAAGAACCGGUGUUGGGACAUUGCAGUGAACGGAAGGAUCUAUUUUUGACGUGUGAUGCUAGCGAUGAUGAGGGACGCGAAUAUCCAGUGGCGUACCAUAGUCGUGAAUGA
This is a messenger RNA of Diabrotica virgifera virgifera (western corn rootworm), 960 nucleotides long. RefSeq lists its product as uncharacterized. Lineage: Eukaryota; Metazoa; Arthropoda; Insecta; Coleoptera; Chrysomelidae. The coding region runs from base 1 to 960 and encodes 319 amino acids. The record is from RefSeq and is a predicted model, not a curated record. The transcript is spliced from 2 exons.